AUGGAGCCGGCCAGCGGGAGUGUGAAGAAGAUGGACAAGACGGCCCUGGAGGGGCUCGAUGCCCGCACCGAGAGCACGAAAGUGCCGGAAGAUGUUUUGAUGGAGGAGCCAGACGGUCCGUCCGACAACGAGACCAUGAGCACAUCAAAGCGGUCCAACAGCAAGCCGGAACAUGGAAGAGGCCCUCUGCGUGAGGUGAAACAGGCGAAGAAAGCUUUGAUCCACAAGGGGAUCAUCUCGAAGGAAGAUGCAGACAAGAUGCCCAGCGAGGACAUCUUGAAGAUGGUGAAGAAGUACCGCAAGGGCAGCGGCAACCUCACGGAGGCUGUCUUGGAGCAGCUCGCGGAGAACCAGAAGGAGGACCUCUUCAAGAAACUGUUUGGAGAGUUUCAAGAAAGCCCGGGCAUGAUGAUGCCGGAGAUCACGGACGAGCAGGUGACGGAAGCGGAUAAAAUCUUGACUUCCUGCUUCCUGUACCAGAAAUGCCCCUUUUGCGACAAGUACGUGGACGAGUGGCACGUACUGAAUAAGGACCACAAGAGUUACAUGAAGGAGCACCUCAGGUCGUCGUACCUCCUCACGGACCCAAGUGCGAUGACGGCCACCGAGGUCCGGGAGUCCUUCGCGAGAGUUCGGCGAUUCGGCGGGGGAUUGCGCCGUUUGUCGCUGGCAACCAGUGUGGAGUACUGGGGCGAUGUGGAGAAGCUUCCGUCCUUGGUACGGAGCAUCCAUGCCACCAAGGCGAUGCAAAUCAAAUACGGCGUGGGCAAGAAUGCGAAAACGCACCUCCUCACAAAGGAGGAGGUGGCCAAGUACCAUCUGGCCUGGGUGAGUUAUGCUCCGACGUCCGGCAAGUACAAGAACGCCUCGUACUCCAAGGACCGCCUGAAGCUCCACACCGAGCUCCAAAGGCCUAAACUUUUUAAACCCUGUAAACCCUCUCUAUAA
Messenger RNA from Symbiodinium sp. CCMP2592, 948 nucleotides. The record is from the annotation of a GenBank genome assembly. NCBI's taxonomy places the organism in Eukaryota, Dinophyceae, Suessiales, Symbiodiniaceae.